AUGGCGAGCAAACGGGUGAUCUUGUCGAGUUUGGCAGUCUUGGCCCUAGCGGCCGCCGCCGGCCACGGCGCCGUCGAGGCCGAGGAAGCCUCCGGCCGCAGCGCCGCCUUUGCAAGGCGAGCUAGCGGGACGCGGUUCACGCUCGGCGGGCGGCCCUUCUACUCGAAUUCGAACGGCUUCAACGCGUACUGGCUUAUGUACAUGGCGUCGGACCCGGCCGACCGGAGCAAUGCGGCGGCCGCGCUGGAGGAGGCGGCGGCGCCCGGCGUGUACGAUGAGGAGGUGUUCAGGGGACUGGACUAUGAAAUAGCCGAAGCAAAGAAGCGCGAGGUCCACUUGAUCCUGAGCCUGGUGAACAACUGGGACGGGUACGGCGGAAAGAAGCAGUACGUUCAGUGGGCACGGGACCAGGGGCACUACCUGAACGCUGACGACGACUUCUUCACGAACAGUGUGACCAAGGGCUUCUACAAGAACCAUGUCAAGGCGGUCCUCACCAGAGUGAACAAGCUAACCGGCGUGGCGUACAAGGACGACCCGACCACCUUCGCCUGGGAGCUCAUGAACGAGCCUCGCUGCCAGACCGACCUCUCCGGGAAGACCCUGCAGGCUUGGAUCGCGGAGAUGGCCGGCUACGCCAAGUCCGUGGACCCCAACCACAUGGUGGAGAUCGGGCUCGAAGGGUUCUACGGCGAGUCCACGCCCGACCGGAAACGGCAGCUCAACCCGGGCGGCUACGCCGUCGGCACCGACUUCGUCUCCAACAACCUCAUCCCCAGCGUCGACUUCGCCACAAACCACUCCUACCCGACCAAUGGUAAGUUGAACGCUCAUGGCGCGCCAAUGCAAUGGGUGCCCGGCGCGAGCAGCGACGCGCAGGCGGCGUUCAUGCGGCGGUGGAUGGCGUCGCACGCCGGCGACGCGGCGGAAGCCGAGCUGCUGGUGGCGGAGUUCGGCUGGUCCCCGCGGGACGCCUACUUCAGCAUGGUGUACGACGCGAUCUACGCGUCGGCGCGGUCGGGAGGGCCGCUCACGGGGGGUCUCUUCUGGCAGGUGAUGGAGACCGGGAUGGAGGGCUGGACCGACGGCUACGACGUCGUGCUCGGGCGCUGCCCGUCCACGGCCGCCGUCGUCAGCCGCGAGUGCGCCCGGAUCACCAGCCUCAACCAGGUGUCCUAG
Molecule: messenger RNA, 1179 nt
Organism: Panicum hallii
Lineage: Eukaryota; Viridiplantae; Streptophyta; Magnoliopsida; Poales; Poaceae
Product: putative mannan endo-1,4-beta-mannosidase 9
Molecular function (GO): hydrolase activity, hydrolyzing O-glycosyl compounds
Source: RefSeq, a predicted model, not a curated record